UUUAAGGAGCCUUGACGAUUUGCCGAUGUGAGUGGUCUGGUAUCGCUGCACUGCCCGUUCAACAUCGUGUAUCCUUGCACCACCGGAAGCCAAGCGCCACCUUAAGCCGUACAGAUCAAGCAGCCCAGGAGCAACUCACGCCAAUUCGGUUUCUCUCUGUCAUCAUUUCGUUUCAGCUACCCCUUUCUCCAAGACAUUUUGACCGUCUCUCUUGUAGUUGAUCUCCUCCUGUCUCCUCCCUCAUUUACUCCUCUCAAACAUGGCUUCCAAGCUCCUAAAUCACUGCCAUCUCCGAGCCCUAUGUUCUACACACGUUUUUUCUCCUCGCUUUCCCCACCCUACCAGAGCCACGCUGACCCUACUCCACUUUAGGCCCUUCUCGGAUGCCCCCUCUUCCCCACCGCCAGAGAAGCCUCAGUCCUACAAUAACACCCGAAACGACAUCGGGAUGGAGAAAAGUCCGACACAGACUCUGUCGUCUUUGAAAGAGCUCGAACUCGUAAAAUUCGCCUCCAUUGCCGAAACCUGGUGGGAUUCUGAAGGCCCGUUUAAACCAUUGCAUGUGAUGAAUCCUACAAGACUUGCAUUUAUACGCUCCACUCUUUGUCGACAUUUCAGGAAGGAUCCUAACAGUUCUAGGCCUUUUGAAGGACUAAAAAUAGUUGAUGUUGGUUGUGGAGGUGGCAUUCUCUCAGAGCCGUUGGCUAGAAUGGGAGCUGCCGUAACGGGAGUUGAUGCUGUGGAGAAAAAUAUCAAGAUUGCGCGUCUACAUGCUGAGUUGGAUCCUGUGACUUCAACUAUCGAAUACUGUUGCACAACAGCUGAAAGGCUGGUAGAGGAAGAAAGAAAGUUUGAUGCUGUGAUUUCUCUAGAAGUAAUUGAGCAUGUAGCAGAUCCUGCUGAAUUCUGCAAGUCUCUGGCAGCAUUAACUAUUCCUGAUGGAGCUACUGUGAUAUCAACAAUCAACCGUUCUAUGAGAGCAUAUGCAACUGCAAUUAUUGGAGCAGAGUACAUCCUCCAUUGGCUUCCUAAAGGCACACAUCAGUGGUCAAGUUUUCUAACUCCUGAAGAAUUAGUCCUGAUCCUUGAACGUGCCAAUAUCACUGUCAAAGAGAUGGCCGGAUUUGUGUACAACCCCUUCACGAGGAGAUGGUCUCUAUCUGACGAUAUUAGUGUGAAUUUCAUUUCUUUCGGUACAAAAAACGCCCAAUAAAUUAAUUUCAAUAGUUUGCUCGUUUUGUUUUGUUUGGGGUAUGGUUAGGGCUGAAUAAAAAUUCUGCCAUUAUGAGA
Molecule: messenger RNA, 1290 nt
Organism: Juglans microcarpa x Juglans regia
Lineage: Eukaryota; Viridiplantae; Streptophyta; Magnoliopsida; Fagales; Juglandaceae
Product: ubiquinone biosynthesis O-methyltransferase, mitochondrial
Exons: 9
Coding region: 260-1213 (317 amino acids)
Biological process (GO): ubiquinone biosynthetic process
Molecular function (GO): 2-methoxy-6-polyprenyl-1,4-benzoquinol methyltransferase activity
Source: RefSeq, a predicted model, not a curated record